Molecule: messenger RNA, 543 nt
Organism: Caenorhabditis elegans
Lineage: Eukaryota; Metazoa; Nematoda; Chromadorea; Rhabditida; Rhabditidae
Source: the annotation of a RefSeq genome assembly
AUGUUCGGAUACCUGCUUUUUGCCGCUUUAUUCCUUGCAACUGCUCAAGGAAAAGAUGUAGUUGUUGAUCUACGAAACUGCACCCGUUCGGAAGCGAUCAAGGCAGUCACUUGCCUUAAUUAACUCGACAAUUUUGUGGCCCAAAAAAAUCAACUCGACUAUGAAGACUCCCAAGAAACCAAGGAAUUCAAAAAAUCGUGCGAUUCGUUGCAAUCCUGUUUCGCUGACGUCACCUGCAAAUCAUUCGCCGACGAGCAUAAAAACAUGAUGCAAGACGUGAAAAAAAUCUGCAACGUGAUUGAAUAUAUGACAGGAGACUUCCAGCCAUGUGCCAAGAAAUUGGAAAAAGCAAAGUCUGUUUGUUUUGCAAAGUGGGAUCCGAAUGCAGUGGAGGCUACUAUUAAGGCAAAUGAGACACCGGCUUGCGAGAAGUUUUAUGGAGACAAUGGUUGUCUUAAGAAGGAGAUUGCAGAGCAGUGCAGUGAGAAGGAAUGGAAUGGAUUCCGUGAUUUCGUCAUCAAAUCACGCAAGUGUACUGAGUAA